AUGGAUGUGGACGGAUCAGCUAUAUCAGGAGAGAUAGACCAAAAUUUGUUAUUACAAUUUAGUUGUAUGAAUACCACUGACAGAGAUGAACUUAUCAAUCAAAUGCAAAGGCUUUUGGGACCUAGUUUAAGUUAUAACACAGCAAGUUUUUUUCUAGAUAUGAGUAAUUGGAAUUUACAAGCAGCAAUAUGUUGUUAUUUAGAUUAUAGUUUACCACCAAAGCUUCUUUCUAUGUCUUUAAAGGCAGCUCAAACACAGGAGUCAGCUGUUAGUCCAGGAACUUGCUUUGAGCAAAGUUGGAGUAUUGCAAACACGGGAACUGAAAGCUGGCCAGGAUGGUAUAGGUUGAUUCAAGCUGGUGGAGACCCGUUAGGAGCAAACCCUUUCUAUGUGCCACCGUUGCUUCCAGGUCAUACUACAACUGUCACCCUGAAAUUAGUUGCGCCUAGUACUCCAGGGACUUACAGAGGCUAUUUCCAUUUUGUUUCAGAUAAAGAUGAACAAAUAGGAGAUCCAUUAUGGGCAGAAAUUAAGGUGGAAUCAGAAGAAACAAUGGCUUUAGCUGAACAAUUUGCGGCAUUACCAAUAGUUGAAGAUCAAACACAGCCUCCACCAUCAGACGAUCAAAUGUGUUGA
Messenger RNA from Leptosia nina, 636 nucleotides. The record is from the annotation of a GenBank genome assembly. Lineage: Eukaryota; Metazoa; Arthropoda; Insecta; Lepidoptera; Pieridae.